AAUCACGAGGAAAGAAUACACUUCCGUAUUUUGAAGCUGACCAAGAGUCAGAAGAAGCUUUACACACAAACAAUGGGACACAAGAUGGAUAGGUUGUGUUGUCUUCUUUUGGUGUCCUUAUCUGCAGUAUCGGCACAGUUUGUGCCACCGUAUACCGAAGAAUGCCAGACCGGCAUGUACCCUCCCAAAGGUCCAACAUUCAAAGGGUCUGUCACCUGGUACACAAUAGACCUGGAUUUGCCCCCCAGCGAAAGAUGGAAGCUAAUCAUCACCGACAAAAAAGCUGAGUUGGUCAACAUGAUCCAGGCUAUCAGGGAUUUGGCCAACGCAUUUGUUCCUAGUGGGAAACUGAUAGAUUUGGUCGACAAGGACUUGCCUUUGCUAGUGAAUACCCUACCCUACCCAUUCAAUGAGGAAAUAAAAGGAAUCGCGACUGCCUCGGGUGUUCCCCUUGGCGAGGUUAUCCUCUACAACAUAUUCUAUGAGAUCUUUACGGUGUGCACUUCUCUAGUGGCAGAGGACUCAAAUGGUAACCUUAUCCAUGGGCGGAAUAUGGACUUUGGACUAUUCAUGGGUUGGGACAUGAAGAACAGGUCCUGGUUGAUAACAGAGAAACUCAAGCCUCUGGUGGUCAACAUUGACUUCCAGAGAGGCAACAAGACGGUCUUCAAGUCCACUAACUUCGCCGGCUACGUGGGCAUGUUGACUGGCAUUAAGGCGCAUGCUUUCACUCUGACCAUGAAUGAGCGCUUCAGCCUUGAUGGAGGAUACAUCGGGAUCAUGGAAUGGAUCCUGGGGAAUAGAGAUGGGAUGUGGAUGAGCUUCCUCACUCGCUCCGUCUUAGAGAAUGCUACCAGCUACGAGGAGGCAAAGAAACUUCUGGCCCAGACCAAGCUGCUGGCCCCGGCCUACUUCAUCCUGGGAGGGAACCAGACGGGCCAGGGCUGUGUCAUCACCCGCUCCAGAGUCCUCAGCCUCGACAUCUGGGAGAUUGAGCUGAAGCUGGGCCGCUGGUACGUUCUGGAAACCAACUACGAUCACUGGAAGGAGCCUCUGUUCUUGGACAACCGCAGGACUCCAGCCAUGAAGUGUAUGAACCAGACCAUGCAGGCAAACAUCUCACUGAAGACCGUGUACGACGUGCUGUCGACAAAACCAGUCUUGAACAAGUUGACCACAUACACCACGUUGAUGGACGUGAACAAGGGCAAAUUGGAAUCCUACAUCCGUGACUGCCCCAACCCCUGUAUGCCCUGGUGAAGCCUCCAGAUGGGUUUCUAACAGAACGGUGGUGGGGAGAUGGGCUUAACUGAUUCAGAAACAACUGGAGAAACCUGUUAUACAUAUUUCAAGUCUGCGCUGUAACUAAAGGCUCCAAUCGAAAUAUUGCCUCAACAUUGCUUAACACUAAUACAUGGGUUGAAAAUGGCAGAUUUGGGCACUGUUAAGCACCCAAAUUGGAACAGUGAGCUGUACAGUAACAUGCUAUACAUGUCAGAGAUCACAUUCUCUGAACUUGAGCAUUACGCAACAAGUUGCCUUCCCAGUAAUUGGGCAACUCUGUCUGAGUGAGAAAUGCUGUAAAUUAAGAGGACUCGAUAUAUUUUGAAACAUGACAGGGGAUUAUAAUAAAUACUACUGAUGUCAUACAAGCAACCCAAACACCUGGGAGUCCAAAUGUGCACUUUACAUUUACAAAUACUAAAACUCAUGUCUAUACAGUGCCAAAUGUUUAUGAUCACUGUUUGAUGUACAGUUAAGAUGUAAUGUCAUCAUACCCUUGGUUUUUCUGCAAAAAAUGAGCCCAUUUGAAUUUUUGGGGGCUGCUGCACUCAUGACUCCUUUCUAUGCGCAGCAAAAUUAAAAUUUUAUGCUUUCACAAGGCAAUUCAGACAUGUCUUGUUGCACCUUCCCAAUAAUAGUCUUGUUACUGGAUGUAUCUGGAGUGUUUUUUUAUUAUUAUCAAAAUGUACACAAAGCUCAUGUGUAAAAUGUGGAUUCAGUUGAACUUGUGUACUCCCCUUUGGUCUAAUAAUUUACACACGGUUCCCUUUCAAUUACUUCUAUGUUCAUGCAUAUGCCUUUGUGAAAAACAUUUCAAUAGGCCAAUUCCCACAAGUGUAAAGGGUUAAAUGGCACCUCAAUAUUUAGCCAUUCACGCUUCAUUCCAAAUUAACAUGUAUUAGCCUGUAAUUUAUAUUAAACGAUAGAGCCUUU
Salvelinus sp. IW2-2015 is the source of this 2217-nucleotide messenger RNA. Its product is annotated as acid ceramidase. NCBI's taxonomy places the organism in Eukaryota, Metazoa, Chordata, Actinopteri, Salmoniformes, Salmonidae. Gene Ontology annotation, molecular function: fatty acid amide hydrolase activity; N-acylsphingosine amidohydrolase activity. Gene Ontology annotation, cellular component: lysosome. The record is from RefSeq and is a predicted model, not a curated record. Gene Ontology annotation, biological process: fatty acid metabolic process.